AUGAUUGUCGUCUAUGCCCAAUGGGUCAAUCUCAACGAAGAGCCAUAUUCACCCGAUCUCUUUACCCAAAUCAACAACGUACCAAAUGAGUUCAAGAUCGUCAAAGAGGCUCCUGAAGGCACCCUAAUGUCCGUUGUCGCUUCCAUGUGGUUAUUCGGCAGUCCCCACGAGUUUCCCUACCCUUACGACAAGCGCACCAACAGCACCACCUCAACCGAUCUCUCCAAAACAGGCUGGUCAUCUUGGUUCUCCGGCCGUAUCAACGAGGUUAUUAAAGAUCAGCACAACGGUCUCUGGGUCCCUUCCCAACUCCAAGUCUACGGCGGCGAGCAAUCCAUGUUUCGCAGAAACGCAGGUAACGGCACAGCGUACUGCUUCCGAGAUGCUACCUUUGGCGGAACUUGGGAUGUUUUCUAUGAGGGUACUAAGGGGGAAGCAGCUGGGAAGUGGCAGGCGGUGAAUGAUGAGGGUCGGCCGAAGUAUUUUAGUAAGAAAGAUCGUCGUGUUCUGUGGGGAUCGUACGGUUUGGAAUAUGAAGGAUGCUUGGCAGUUCUAUUAUGA
Fusarium musae is the source of this 561-nucleotide messenger RNA. RefSeq lists its product as uncharacterized. Bases 1 to 561 code for a protein of 186 amino acids. The transcript has a single exon. The record is from RefSeq and is a predicted model, not a curated record. NCBI's taxonomy places the organism in Eukaryota, Fungi, Ascomycota, Sordariomycetes, Hypocreales, Nectriaceae.